AUGGGUAGCACCGACCAACCCCCCGAUCGCCAAUUCGUCCUCCGUACCCAUCGACCCGGCGAUAUAGGAUGGAUCAUCCACAGACACGGCAUCCUUUAUAGCCAAGAAUACGGCUGGGACGAGCGAUUCGAGGCCCUCGUCGCCACCAUAGCCGCAGACUUUAUCAACCAAUACGACCCCGAAUCAGAGCGUUGCUGGAUUGCAGAAAAAGACGGCAACCCACUCGGCUGCAUCAUGCUCGUCAAAGACCGAUCGAGCCAAAAUACAGCCAAACUUCGCCUACUACUGGUUGAACCAAGUGCUCGUGGCCUUGGUGUUGCUCGCGCUCUCGUGCGCCAGUGCAGAACAUUUGCUAAGGAGGUCGGUUACGAGCGGAUUGUGUUGUGGACGAAUCAAGUGUUGACAUCUGCGCGUCGACUUUAUGCGUCGGAGGGAUAUCGAUGUGUUCAAGAGGAGGAACAUGAGUCGUUUGGGUUUAAACUUGUGGGAGAGUCUUGGGAGUUGAGUCUAAAAGCACCAGCGACAUAG
Molecule: messenger RNA, 528 nt
Organism: Penicillium cataractarum
Lineage: Eukaryota; Fungi; Ascomycota; Eurotiomycetes; Eurotiales; Aspergillaceae
Product: GNAT family N-acetyltransferase
Exons: 1
Coding region: 1-528 (175 amino acids)
Molecular function (GO): N-acetyltransferase activity
Source: RefSeq, a predicted model, not a curated record